CGCGCACCUCGACCCUGAAGCUCGUCGCCGCAAGGAGCUCAUGGCCAAGAUCACCGCCGCGGCCAAGAAGCCGGCGGGGACGGGCCGCACCAAGAAGCGCAAGCAGCAGGACGAGGAGGACCUCGACCUCAUGAACGACGAGGCGGUCGCCACUUUGCGCAGCGAGAUGCUGCGAGCGGCAGACGAGGACGUCGACGAGAACAACCUCGGCCGGCCUGCCCUCAACAAGCUCCGCCUACUGCCCAAGGUCGUCGACGUCAUGCAGAAGACGGUCCUUCACGAGACGAUCGCCGAAAGCGGCAUGCUCGAGGCGGUCAAGCGCUGGCUCGAGCCUCUGCCCGACAAGUCGCUCCCGGCGCUCAACAUCCAGCGCCCGCUCAUGUCGCUCCUGCGCACUUUCACGAUCGAGACGUCGGCCCUCAAGUCGUCCGAGCUCGGCAAGGUCAUCUACUUCUACACCAAGUGCAAGCGCGUCGACCCGGCCGUCGCGCGCCUCGCGACCCAGCUCGUCGGCGAGUGGAUGCGGCCCAUCCUGCGCCGCUCCAAGGCGUUCGUCGACCGCGACUUGGCCCAGGGCCGCGCGCGGUACGGCGCGAGCAGCCACGAGGCGGCAAAGGCGGCGGGCAGGGGCCAGGGUGGGGCCGAGGACGCGGCGCAGGCGACGAGGCACGCGAGGAUCCCGCAGGCCCUCACGGCGACGUACGCUGUCGCGCCCGGCUCGCGCGUCACGGGCCAGAGCACGACCCUGCCCGGCCAGGGCAGCGGCGCCAAGAUGCGCGGGUUCAAGCAGAAGAUGCAGAUGGCGCAGCAGGCCGCCAGGAGGGGCUGAAUGUCGUCGUCGUCGAGGGCGGGGCCCGACUCGAGGGAGGGGAGAGGUCGGCGGGUGCGCGAGGGCGGGUUUUGUACUCUUUUUCGUCUCUCGGCAGCAAUGGACUUGCUGCCCUCCCA
Messenger RNA from Rhodotorula graminis WP1, 948 nucleotides. RefSeq lists its product as uncharacterized. Lineage: Eukaryota; Fungi; Basidiomycota; Microbotryomycetes; Sporidiobolales; Sporidiobolaceae. Gene Ontology annotation, cellular component: nucleus. The record is from RefSeq and is a predicted model, not a curated record. Gene Ontology annotation, biological process: poly(A)+ mRNA export from nucleus. Bases 41 to 829 code for a protein of 262 amino acids. The transcript is spliced from 6 exons.